AAUAAAAGCUGGCAUUCAUGGACCAGACCGACAUUCUCGAUUGGUGUUGUUUCUAUUCUGUGUUAUUUCAAUCGUACUGAUUUGUGGGUUGUGCAUCUUUUGUCGUGCUGGUUGGCGAUUGUUAAACAGUUUGUCCUUCCUGUCUGGUUGCGGCUGGUUGUUCGGAGCUCCCCACCAUAUUGGCACCUCGAUCAACAACUUCAUCACUGUCGCCAACAGCCGCAGUAACCAGCAGGAAGAGCUUCACUCCAAGUAGGCACCACCGUCCAGCAGCGAGGCAGAGUAGGGCGGAGCGGAGAGCAGCACGGUGUGUCGAUCGCGUCUGUCUUUGGGUGUCGUCAGUGAGGACGAUUGGUUGAUGAAAACAACUUCCUUCCCCCUCCCGAUCGGACGGCGACGACGACGACGACGACAAAACAUUAACCAUGAUCGGCGUACUGGUGGUUUGCGUCGCGUGUGCUCAGCCGACCUCGGUGAUCGUCUAGAGAAUUCAGGUUUGAGAUAGCGCGAGACCGGCCCGGACCCCCCCCCCCCCCCCGGGUUACACUGUGCGUCCGUUGUUGGAUGCUGUGGAUGUGCCCACGGAACGUGCUGUAUAGGCGAUCAAAAUAGCCUAGUGGAUACGGCACAGGAGUCUAUGAGGAUAGAAAUAGCGGACGGAAAAAGGGCGAGCAACGAAAGCAUGCAGUAGCGCAUUAUAUCCAAUCGGGGCGAUAUUAAAAACCGCAUAAAAUAACAGUGGCCACACGCACGCACUCGCGCACGCACGGACGAACAUACGUACGCACGCCCACUCGAGUGUAGGCAUACACACAAGCGCCUCGAUACGCAACUGUUCCGGGUCGCACUUUAACGACUUCAAGAUGCGUGGAUUGCUGCAAGUUAUAUUUUACUGGUCAUUGCUGAUGAUCAUCCAGGGAUCGUUUAGCCGGGCACGGGUCGCGGAACCGCAGAUACGGUGCGUGUCCUACCAGUGCAAAGAUGGCGAGUGCAAGGAAGGAAUCGACAUCUGCGAGGAGUCGGAGCACGAUCGACCAUCCGGGUGUUUCGCCGUCUGGACGACAAACAAUUUGACCAACGAGAUGAACGUGACGAUGAAGGGCUGCUUCAUUACUCCUACCGAGUGUAAUAACACUGAAUGCAUCGAUACGACGACGGAUAUGAAGAAAAAUCUCAACUACUGUUGUUGCCGGGGUAGCAUGUGUAACAAGGAGCAACGAUGGGUACCGGUCGCAACCAAGGCACCGAAGGUGAUACACUCGCCAGAGAAGGAAUCGAAGAUGCCGCUGAUCAUCAUGAUCGCCUUCAUUUCGAUGCUGAUCGGACUGUUCCUGCUGACUUUUUGUUACGUAAAGCAUCAGAAGGAUCCCAUGUUCAACGAAAUACCGACCGUUGAACCGGACAUCUCAAACUCGUCAACCAACGUUUCCCUGCGGCCGAUCGAUCUGAAGGACAUCAAAGCGCGUGGUCGCUUUGGCGUAGUUUGGCGGGCCCAGCUUCACAACCAGGAAGUGGCUGUAAAGAUCUUCCCGAUGCAGGAACGCCAAUCGUGGAUUACUGAGCAGGACAUUUUUAAGCUGCCUCGCAUGAACCAUCCCAACAUACUGGAGUUCAUUGGGUGCGAGAAACGAACCGAUGUGGCCAGCACCGACUUCUGGUUGAUCACCGCAUAUUGCGAGAAUGGUUCGCUGUGCGACUUCCUCAAAUCGCAUACGGUUAGCUGGGGCGAGCUUUGCAAGAUCGCCAGCACGAUGGCCCGCGGUCUAACGCACCUGCAUGAGGAGGUACAAGGGACACGCACCGAAGGUCUCAAACCAUCGAUCGCACACCGCGAUUUUAAGAGCAAAAACGUGCUGCUGAAGGCGGAUCUGACUGCUUGCAUUGCCGACUUUGGGCUUGCGCUUGUGUUCACGCCUGGUAAAUCGUGUGGUGAUACUCACGGUCAGGUCGGCACACGGCGCUAUAUGGCACCGGAGGUGCUGGAGGGUGCGAUCAACUUUACGCGCGACGCAUUCCUUCGCAUCGAUGUGUAUGCGUGCGGGCUGGUCCUUUGGGAGCUUGUGUCUCGGUGCACCGUACAUGGUGGCCCGGUCGAUGAGUACCGGCUUCCGUUCGAGAGCGAACUCGGUCCCCACCCGACGCUAGAGGAGAUGCAGGAGAACGUCGUGAUGAAGAAACUUCGCCCACGCAUAUACGAGUCUUGGCGUAAUCACACGGGAUUACAUGCAAUCUGUGAAACGAUGGAAGAUUGUUGGGACCACGAUGCGGAAGCAAGACUUUCGUCGUCCUGCGUGCUCGAGCGCUUGUCACAGUAUACGCGCUUUCCCGCGGCAAGACAAUUUUUCGUCGCCAACACCACCAACACCACAAAUGCCACAAACACUACCACCGCUAGCGCUACUACACCGAGCGGCGGUGCACCCACCAACAACAACGAACUGCCGCCGAAGAUCGCAUCGGAAAGUGUGUAGGAGGAACCGCACAGUGUUUCUUUCACCAGGCUAGGCUAGGUUAGAUUACGGUUCGCUAAGGAAGCAAGAUACCGUUUUAAACACAACUUUCACGCAGGCCUUGUUGUGCAUUCGUGUUCUGUAAGGCAGUUGUAGCUCCAUCCGAGGUCAUCCAUCCGACUUACUUCAUUAUUUUCAUUAUGCUAGGCAUCUUGUAAGAUUUUGUUUAAUGCUUUAUCAUCAACAUUAAUUGGUGAACUAUUGAGCCACUGAUUGUUAUGUAGCAGCGUAUAUACGGCAUGAUGGGCGCACUAUUUACAUGGUGUGCGUGUAUGUGUGUAUGUACAGUUACGACAAUAUUUGGAAUUCAUAGGGUUUAAGGAAUCUUGAAUCCUGCUAGGUCCUUAGCACGAGAAUGUUCGCGACUACACUAGGAUUCUCCCAAAGGCUACAAAGGUAGCGGUAUAACGCUCCGAUAUCUGACAGCAUCUCUUUGAAUUCGUUUAAUGUUUCAAUCAUUUUCUCAACAAACCGCCAUAUACGACGACUUUGUGAAGCGGGAGAUGAGAAGUAGGAGGAGGAGGAGGGAGGUGAUAUACUUUGUGUUUACUUUUUUAUUACCUUUAAGUACGAUUGAGCAGCACCCCAAGCGUCCAUUUCAUGUUGAAUAUCUUGUGUAGUGCAGGUUUUUAAGCUCUAGAUUAACCGGAGCGAACGGGAGCAACGUCGCUCAGACAUGGCAGCAUAUAAAAUUGGAAACCAAGCGAGAUGAAAAACGUAGGUAGGUGAAGUUUAUAGUUUUUAUGAAUUGAAUCAAAAGUUUAUUGAGUUAGUGUUUAGUAUAUGAUGUUGGCUUGUUUCCUGUGUGUAAUUCGGCCAGCUGGGUUUGUUUCCCGGAUGUUGACCUAGUUUGUGCCGACGCGAGCUUUGCGAAAUUAGGCGCAAUUAGUCUCUCCCGUUCAAUUUCCACCGGUCACACUUGCUACGGUCCGCCGCAUGGAGUGUUCCGAGAGAGGAAUGAAAGAACACGGUAGCUAUAAUAUUUUAUAAUAGUUGGUACAAAACCCCAUCAAAGGAAAGGGGAGUGAAAUAUAAGGUGCAUCCUAGACGUUAGCCAACAAGCGUUGGCAAUACAAGGCCGCCCUCCCUACUUUAACCGGAUAAUGUAGAUAGACGAGAUGACGGUUGGCAGGGCGCCAAGUGCAACAAAGCAAGUAUUUCUGCUCCCUCGGCAUACAUCCCUGGGAGCUAUAUCGUUAUAGGAACAAGAGAAAAACAAAUGAACGACCCAACAAAAAGCAAAUGAUGAAAAGGACAGGAAGAAUGUGUUAAAUAAAGGGGAAAUUUUUGUUUGUAAAUUCAAUGCUUUUCAAAAUACUAUGCGCACGAUGUUUAAUGGGCGAUGCUCAUGAUGGAGGUGCAUAAACGGUAAAAAAACCCGCGUUAUGUUACACUUUUCGCAUAUUUUCUAAUACCCCUCCAUAUUCUACAUUGUGUAAUAAAGCAUCUCUAAGAAGUA
Anopheles aquasalis is the source of this 3969-nucleotide messenger RNA. RefSeq names its product activin A receptor type 2 punt (gene put). Gene Ontology annotation, biological process: activin receptor signaling pathway; cellular response to growth factor stimulus; protein phosphorylation. NCBI's taxonomy places the organism in Eukaryota, Metazoa, Arthropoda, Insecta, Diptera, Culicidae. Gene Ontology annotation, cellular component: activin receptor complex; plasma membrane. The record is from RefSeq and is a predicted model, not a curated record. Gene Ontology annotation, molecular function: activin receptor activity; metal ion binding; activin binding.